AUGGCUUCGGCUGCCAGAGUAUCCAGCCAGGCGUUCCAGAAUCCUGUUGCUACUUCGGGUGGAGCCCACACUGAAGUGGAUCUGAUACGUGGCCCGCGAAAUUUGAAUAUUCAUGCCAACUCUGCCAUUUCGAGAAAAGUGAUUCAGUGGACUACCUACCUCAAAGAUGAUCCUCCACCACCAGAACAUGACGAAAACAAAGAGAAGCCAACAGAUGACAUAUCUUCUUGGGACGCAGACUUUUUGAAAGUGGACGAGGGGACUCUGUUCCAGCUUAUUUUAGCUGCGUACUAUCUGGAUAUCGAGGGGCUUCUGGACGUUAUAAGCAAAACUGUUGCCAAUAUGAUCAUAGAUAGAGCUCCGGAGAAAAUUCGCCAAACUUUCAACAUAAAGAAUGAUUUUACUGCCUCUGAAGAAGAGCAG
This is a messenger RNA of Leptinotarsa decemlineata (Colorado potato beetle), 423 nucleotides long. Its product is annotated as S-phase kinase-associated protein 1-like. The record is from RefSeq and is a predicted model, not a curated record. Lineage: Eukaryota; Metazoa; Arthropoda; Insecta; Coleoptera; Chrysomelidae.